AUGAGUGGUGAAACUGGCUCGAACGAGUGCUUGGCUCCACCGGCGGAGGUUGCGGAAGUUGCGGAGGAGGCACCAGAAGAUGUCACCGCUGAGGUUGCCGAGAGCGACGACGAGGGAAGCGGAUCCGAUGACGGCGCCGAAGCCUCCAGCCCAGCCGCUGCCACAUCAUCCAAGGCGAAGCGCGGACGUGGUCGUCCAACCAAGGCGUCAAAGGCCAAGAUCUCGAAGAAGCCAGCUUCGGAGCUCGGCCAGCGUGGUCGCCCACGUAAGGAUGGCUCAGCCGUCGGAUCGAGCACCGCCGCUGCCACCAAGAAAGCCGCCAAACCAACACCAAUUCCAAAGGUGGCUCGCGAGCCGGAACGCAAGAGCGAGCGUGCUCGCAAAGCGACUCGCUACGUCGACGAGGAUGGAGACGAUUCUGGAGACGAGGCGCCGGUCAAGGCGAAGAAGUCACCGGCUAAGGCAGCUGCUCCAGCCAACGGAGCCAAGAAGGGACGUGGACGUCCAAAGAAGAACUAG
This is a messenger RNA of Caenorhabditis remanei, 519 nucleotides long. RefSeq lists its product as uncharacterized. Lineage: Eukaryota; Metazoa; Nematoda; Chromadorea; Rhabditida; Rhabditidae. The record is from RefSeq and is a predicted model, not a curated record. The transcript is spliced from 2 exons. The coding region runs from base 1 to 519 and encodes 172 amino acids. Gene Ontology annotation, molecular function: DNA binding.